Molecule: messenger RNA, 822 nt
Organism: Haliotis rubra (blacklip abalone)
Lineage: Eukaryota; Metazoa; Mollusca; Gastropoda; Lepetellida; Haliotidae
Product: probable indole-3-acetic acid-amido synthetase GH3.6
Exons: 3
Coding region: 1-822 (273 amino acids)
Cellular component (GO): cytoplasm
Molecular function (GO): acid-amino acid ligase activity
Source: RefSeq, a predicted model, not a curated record
AUGUUUUCUUUGAAAAAGCUUCAUGAUGUCCGACUCAUCAAGCCAACCAAGGAAGUCAAACCAGGGGUUUUCCGGGGACCCGCUUCGUCAAGCAGCUACCCACCCUGGCCGUUCACAGCUUCUCCUUCCCCCGUGUUUAAGAUAAGCGCAGAGAAAGAUGCGCUCUACGCCCAUGCUUACUUUGGUCUUCUGGAACCCGACCUGAAAAUCGUUUCCUUCUUGACAGCUGCCGCUGCUUUGAAGUUCUUCCGUCUUGUGGAGGACAGAUGGAGCGUGUUGUGUGAUGACAUUGAGCGUGGGACUCUGCUCGCGAAGCUGGGAGUCCCAGAUGAACUUCGCCAGCAGCUUCAAGGUCACAUUAGACCAGAUCCAGCCAGGGCUGCUGAAGUAAGGAAAGUCAUGAGGAACGGAUGUGAGAAUGUUGUGCAGAAACUUUGGCCAGGUUGUUCCGUUAUCAAAGGAUCGGCCACGGGAACCUAUGAAAACUCAGCCAAACUGUUGCGGCAGUACAUUGGCGAUACUCCCAUCUACUCACCAUACCACAUCGCCUCAGAGGCACUGUACGGAGUUUGUGUCAACUCACGUGACAGCGAGCCAGGCGUGAUUGAAUACACGAUCAUCCCGCAAGCCAACUUCUAUGAAUUUAUUCCCGAGGAGGAUAUAGCUAAAGAACAGCCGGACACUCUCUUAGCAACAGAGGCACUCCCCACCAUGGAUGCUGCACUGGUGGAAGCAGACCUUGUGCUAUGUCCUGUAAACACUGAUACAUCCACACCAGCUCUCUCAUUAGAGUUUUUAGCCACCGUGAUAUUGUGUCUGUAG